Molecule: messenger RNA, 630 nt
Organism: Anopheles marshallii
Lineage: Eukaryota; Metazoa; Arthropoda; Insecta; Diptera; Culicidae
Product: ADP-ribosylation factor-like protein 6-interacting protein 4
Exons: 1
Coding region: 1-630 (209 amino acids)
Source: RefSeq, a predicted model, not a curated record
AUGAAGGAAAGCAGAAAACGCAGAAGAUCGAGGCGCGAUAGCUCGUCUUCAUCAUCGUCCUCCAGCAGGGAUACUAGUAGCAGCUCCAGCGACAGCAGUUCCCGCUCCAGCUCCUCCAGCCGUAGUAGCAGCACCGAGCGUAAACGCAGAAAAAAGCAGCUCAAGAAAAAACUGGCCAAACAGCAGAAAAAAGAAGCGAAAGCCAAAAAGAAGGCCCUUCGCAAGGAAAAAAAAGCCAAACGGAAGCAGGAGAAGUUAGCAAGCAAACUAGCGAAACGGCAGCUGAAGGAACAGCGGAAGAAGGAAAAACACUCCAAGAAAGAUGAACCCGUCGCUCCAGAACAGGCAACGGUGGCCAGUGGUGCUGGUCUGCUGGACUGCGGCAUACCGCUAGAUUUGAUGAAUCGCAAAGCAAUGGCUCCGGAAACACGGGAAGAGUAUGAGGCACGCCAAUCGAUUCUGCGACGAGUGGUCGAUCCAGAAACCGGGCGUACGAGGCUAAUUAAGGGCGACGGUGAAAUCAUCGAAGAAUGCGUAACCCGCGACCGGCACAAGGAGAUUAACCGCCAGGCGACGGCUGGCGAUGGGGCAGAGUUUCAGCGCAAAACACUUGGUCGAAAUGUGCGAUAA